This is a messenger RNA of Triticum dicoccoides, 1723 nucleotides long. Its product is annotated as wall-associated receptor kinase 2-like. Gene Ontology annotation, molecular function: ATP binding; calcium ion binding; protein serine/threonine kinase activity. The transcript has 4 exons. The coding region runs from base 1 to 1509 and encodes 502 amino acids. The record is from RefSeq and is a predicted model, not a curated record. Gene Ontology annotation, biological process: protein phosphorylation; cell surface receptor signaling pathway. Lineage: Eukaryota; Viridiplantae; Streptophyta; Magnoliopsida; Poales; Poaceae. Gene Ontology annotation, cellular component: plasma membrane.
AUGUGGCCAAAAGCACAUCUCGUGUCGAGUGCAUUGUGGUACAAAUUCAGAAAAAAUGACCUGGUUGGAAAUUUGACAUUCGCCAAGAGAUUUGGAGAGGGCACUGUUGUUCCACUUGUUCUUGACUGGUCAAUUAGCGACGGGAGAUGCCCACCGGUGCCGCAGGGUGUUGACAAGGCAAAUAUUGAUCCCAACGGCGCAUGUGUUAGCACCCAGAGCUACUGCGUUAAUGCUAGCAACAGCGCGACGGGCUAUUUCUGCAACUGCUUCGAGGGAUACACCGGCAAUCCAUACAUAAAAAAUGGAUGCAAGAAUAUUAAUGAGUGCUUAAAUAAGAACAUGUAUCCUUGUCAUGGAGGGAGAUGCCACGAUUUAGAAGGUGAUUACGAGUGUAAAUGCAAUUUUGGACGACGGGAUGACGGUAACAAGGGGUGUGAACCCGUAUUGUCCAAGGCUGCAGUAGCAGUUAUAGGAACAAUCAUUGGCAUUGCAUUACUCGUGGUGCUACUCAUAUUCUUACUCAUGGAGCGAGAGAAAAGAAAGCUGAGAGAUAGGUUCAACAAGAACGGCGGACAACUAGUCAAAAGCAUCAAGAUCGAGAUCUUCACCAAGGCAAAGAUCAGAUACAUGACAAACAACUAUACUUCUAUCAUCGGCCAAGGCGCUUUUGGGACAGUCUACAAGGGAACCACCAGCUCCGGUGAGAACGCAGGUGUUGCCGUGAAGAAGUCCACCGCUAUCAAGCAUGACUGGCAGAAGGAGUCCUUCGCGAACGAGAUCAGGAUCCAGUCCCAGAUCAGCCAUCGGAACCUAGUCCAGCUUAUAGGCUGCUGCCUGGAGACAGACGUUCCUAUGUUGGUGUACGAGUUUGUUCCUAGGGGAAGCCUCUAUGACGUGCUCCAUCUCAAGAACGACCCUCUUCCCCUCGAGACACGCCUCGACAUUGCCAUCUACUCCGCGGUUGCCCUCGCAUACAUGCACACGGAGGCGAGCCAGAGUAUGGCCAUCGUUCAUGGCGAUGUGAAGUCAGCUAACAUCCUCCUCGAUGACAGGUUUAUGCCAAAGGUGUCAGACUUUGGCACGUCGAGGCUCAUGUCCAUGGACAAGGACCAUCACACCAACUUGGUGAUCGGGGACCCGGGCUACAUUGACCCCGUGUACGUGAAAACCGGGCUGCUCACCAAGAAGAGCGAUGUGUAUAGUUUCAGUAUCAUCCUGCUGGAGCUCGUUACCCGUAAGGAGGCGAUUUACAAUGGAAAUCAAAGCCUUCCCAUGGAUUAUAUCAAGGCUUCCAUGGAAGGGACAGCGAGGCAGAUGUUUGAUAAAGACAUUGUGGCAAAUAGCGAGGAGCAUAUGGAGUGCCUCGAGGAGGUUGGCAAGAUCGCGCUGCAGUGUCUCAAUGAGAACAACGUGAAUGACAGGCCCACCAUGGGUGAAGUCGUGGACAGACUUAAAGCGUGUAAGAGCCAGUGGUUGGAAUGUCAUUGGAAGAAAAAUGAGGUGAUGUAAUAUUGUACAUAGGUAGUUGGUGGCCUUAUGCGAUCGAGGGCAUCACCUUUUAUAAGAUGAGAGUUUAAGAAUACGGAUUUGCUAAUUCUUGUCUAGACGAGAUUUAGUUAUGUCACAUCUAUGUUCUCCACCACUCAAUUAAGGUGCUGUAAUUUUCAUCCAAAUUGUUGAUCGCUCUUUUUUUUUGCGGCUGAAAUGAGCUGGCAUUAAUUAA